AGUUCCUCAAACCCUCUCUCACUCACUCACUCUUCUCUUUCUCUCUCAACUCAACAAACAAAGAAAUAAACACACAGUGCUUUCAAACUUUCAAUAUGGAUCGUAACAAUCUCUUCACCCUCGCAUUCAUCUGCAUUAUCGUCGCCGGCGUCGGAGGCCAGUCACCUUCCGCUGCACCAACAACCUCACCAUCAACUCCGGCUGCCACCACUCCUGUUUCAUCUCCGGUGGCAGCACCUCCUACUACACCAACAACACCAGCUCCUGUUGCUUCUCCCAAAUCAUCUCCUCCAGCUACAUCCCCCAAAGCUGCUGCUCCAACAGCCACACCUCCGGCGGCCUCAUCACCACCGGCGGUGACACCAGUCAGCACUCCACCACCAGCACCAGUUCCUGUGAAAUCACCACCCACACCUGCUCCAGUCAGCUCACCACCAGCAGUGACACCAGUGGCUGCUCCAACCACCACACCGGCGGUUCCAGCUCCAGCACCAAGCAAGGGAAAGAAGAACAAGAAGAAGCACGGUGCUCCAGCACCAUCACCAGCGUUGUUGGGUCCACCAGCACCACCAGCAGGAGCACCUGGACCAAGCGAAGAUGCGUCUUCACCUGGACCCGCUACUACCGCGAACGAUGAGAGUGGAGCAGAAACCAUCAGGAGCUUGAAGGUGCUAGGAGGCUUAGCUAUGAGCUGGAUGGCUGUUGUUUUAUUCUUCUAGUCUGUCUAGAUAUAAUUCCUUGAUCUUAUUAUCACACUCUUGUAUUAUUUCUUUCCAUCCUUUUUUUUUUUAUUCUUAUUUUUGGUUAUCUUAUGGGUACACGAUGCAUUACAUUACAUUUAUUUACAUUUGUUACCGUGAGACUUCUAUGAUACUAUUAAUAUUGUGGCAUUAUUUUAUUCUUGGUGAAGAUUGUUGUCAUUAUUCUGA
Medicago truncatula (barrel medic) is the source of this 929-nucleotide messenger RNA. RefSeq names its product lysine-rich arabinogalactan protein 18. Gene Ontology annotation, cellular component: plasma membrane. The record is from RefSeq and is a predicted model, not a curated record. Bases 96 to 719 code for a protein of 207 amino acids. The transcript is spliced from 2 exons. Lineage: Eukaryota; Viridiplantae; Streptophyta; Magnoliopsida; Fabales; Fabaceae.